This is a messenger RNA of Gadus chalcogrammus (walleye pollock), 715 nucleotides long. RefSeq lists its product as uncharacterized. The transcript has 6 exons. The record is from RefSeq and is a predicted model, not a curated record. The coding region runs from base 1 to 648 and encodes 215 amino acids. NCBI's taxonomy places the organism in Eukaryota, Metazoa, Chordata, Actinopteri, Gadiformes, Gadidae.
AUGGAACCUCCUUUUAACUUUAAAGUUGGAAAUCAGUCUAUUGAGAAAAGAGUCCAGCAGCAGAGAGCAGACUCCCCUGGACCCAGCUGUGUCUCCAUGAAGAGUGACCGGUCUAUGGAACAUCAUGCUACCUUUAAAGAUGGAAAUCAGUCCAUCGAGAAGAGAAGAGUCCAGCAGCAGAGAGCAGACUCCCCUGGUCCGAGCUGUGUCUCUAUGAAGAGUGGCUGGUCUAUGGAUCCUCCUGCUACGUUUAAAGAUGGAAAUCAGUCUAUUGAGAAGAGGCCACACCAGAAGAGGUCAAAGGUUACCAGUGCUCAGUCUGUACAGCAGCCUCAAACAGAGCUGAUCAAGAGGGCUGAGGAGAACGCACACGCUUUCCUCGACAAGGAGCUGAAGAAGCUCUGGAGGGAUCUCUUCCCAGAUUACCCACAAUGCUCAGAGAGUCAGAGGGAGGAGGAGGAGCUAGAUGGUGAGAAGGAGGAGCAGAGGAGGCGCGCCAUACAGGGAGUGGUGAACAUCACAAAGCUCUGCCUGAUGGAGAUGAACCAGGAGGAACUUGCCGACACACUGUGGGGCGGAUCUGCUGCUGUCGAGUGCCAACCACAAAAUCAAGUCUCAUUUGAAGAAGAAGUUCAAGUGUGUGUCUGAGGGACUCCCUAAAGCAGGAGAGCGAACAGGUCUGAAUGACUUCUACACAGAGAUCUUCAUCACAGAG